GGGCAGAAAAACUGCUGUCUUAAGGAACGAGUUUACUACGACAAUCCAGUGGUACCUUAUUUUCCUGGCACCAUGUCGUCGUGCGGCACCUUUUGAUCGCAAGAUCCUAGAGGACUAAUAAUGGUCCAACGUCCAGAAAAAGAAUCCUAUCGAAUUUGGACAAAAAUUCCAAAAGUUUUAGAUAACUGUCGGGUCCUUCGAUACUGGUAUUGAUGUAAUUAUUUGCUGUUUUGAAAUAGUAAUACAUUGUUAUUGUUGCAAGAUUUAUAUUUUACUAGGGAAUAGGGAUCUAAAUAAGUUAGAAACGUUCCAAAUACUAAUAGGCCCGCUGACAAUAAAUUAAGUAGUUCAUUCAUUUCAAUGUAGACCAAACGUCUUGGAAACACGGUAGUUCAAACGAAUUCUUAAUUAAAAAAUAAACAGUCAAAAUGGAGUAAAAAGAGAUUGUUACAAAAAGAAUAAUAAGUAGAGCGUAAAAUAUGCGUACUAGACCUACAGUUAUUAUUAUUCUUAAUAUAUUUACAUUUUAUUAAUUUCGUUAUAUAAGUAGAAACAAGGAAGUACAAAAAAUUCAAUAACAAAGAUGAGCAGGUUCGCAGAUUAUUUUAUUAUUUGUGGUUUAGAUUUUAAUUCCGGACUGGAACCCGAUAAGCUUUCUGGGGAUAAUUUACACGCUUCUCCGCUCGAACGAUCGUACAAAAACAAAGUUUUGGCUCACUAUCCGAAUAAUGUGUCUACAAAUCCUUUUGAUCCAUCUGCUGUGUGCAUGUUGUGUCUUCCAAAUGGUCUAAGAUUUCGUACACAAAAGCACUCGGUUACACAGGCUCCCACAUUUCAUUCCUUUCUCAUAACUAGGGAAGACGGCAAGAGAUGUUACGGUUUUAGCUUGAUAUUCUAUGAAGAAGUACGUAAUCGUGAUAUAUGUACGGCGAUGCAAACCCUGCAGGCAAUGUAUGUCACGGAAUUAUCAAGCUGUUUGAAAAUUAAAGCAGUUCAAGAGAUUCAAAAUGGACCACAGACUCGCUCCCUACCUAAACAUUUUAAAUUAAGUAAUAAUCCCAUUGGUACCGCAUUAGGAUAUUAUGACAUUACGAAAGAUAAAUUAUUUGUAUCGAAAAGUAUAGCGAUUCUAACGCAGAUUCCGUAUGUACACGCUUCGAAAUUAUUUUUAGAAAACUUAUACCGAUGUAUACCAAAGCGAUGUUCUUCUGUAAAUACUCUUAGCCUCGAUAGUUUCGUUUUUAAUGUUUUAUACGAAGUACAGUUACCUACACAGGGGAAAAGCAUUUUGAUACAUCUUCCGCCGUCAGAUCCUCAACUUCCGCUGAGCAAUGUCGUGUUGCAGUGCCCAGUGUUUCCUUUAGAACUACCUCAUUUUGAUUUUCCGCUAAGGUGUAUGUUUUUAUGGUUAGGUGUCGACAUAGUGGUACAACUAUUUACUUGCCUUUUACUUGAAAAUCAGGUCCUUUUAAAGAGCGCAGAUUGCCAAAGAUUAAUGAUUGUCGCCGAAGGUAUAACGACUUUACUAUUUCCCUUCACUUGGCCCCAUGUGUACGUGCCAAUCUUGCCAGCAUCCUUAGAACACUUUCUGGAUGCACCCGUACCUUUUGUAAUGGGAUUGUAUGCGACUUCAGAUAACAUUAAGAUGGCGUCAGAAGCUAGUUUGUGUUACGUAGAUUUAGACAAAUGUAAGGUACAAUUACCUGAAGAAAUGGCAGCUUUCCCUCAUUUGGACGCUUUCAGUGCCGAGAUUUGGGCCGCCCUUGACAAACAUACGGUUCAUGUUCCGAAUUCAGAAAAUAAUAGAUCGUGGCAGGAAAUAACAUCACGAACUAGUAUUCUUCCUGGAAGGUCUUUAAACCGCCGUAAACUCUCCAUGCAUGACACGAUAGAAUGCGAUCGACCACCUUCUCCGCCAGGCUCAGCACGAUCUGAAGCCUUACAGCGAAUUGCAGACAUUGUACGGCGUACGGGGGUCACUCUAGACAGAACUGAAAGUACCCAACCAUCUGACUCUUACAUCGAAGAUCUACGGUUCAAUAACAGUAUAAGAGAAAUUUUCCUGAACCGUUUCGUUCACAUAUUUCAGUCUUAUGAAAACUUCAUUAUUUUACCCAAUCAGCGCGACAAAGACGAUUGGUUCAAUAAUAGAGAUUCCGUACAGAAUUUCGACAAGGCCGCGUUUUUAUCGGACCAACCCGAGCAACAUCGCCUAUUCCUAUGGCGUUUUCUAGAGACGCAGAUGUUCGCGACAUUAAUCGACAAUAAAAUUUUAUCCGUAUGGGGCGAAAUCGAUAACAAUCUAAUCAUUUUCGACAAUCGAAUAAAAUACUUGAAACAGCGCUACGGCGGAGAAAAUCUAAUGAGAUCGCUGACGUACGAGCCCUGCACGAGCGCGCACGAGACUCAAAAAUUGUUAGACUACCGAAUGGCCAAUCCGGACUUCGAGUCACCGACGCCGAAGGAAAUAUUACAUCAUAAACCGAACAUCUCGCGCUAUUUUCCCCUGCUCGACGAGGAAAUCUUGAAUAAGACCCCGGUUGUGAAUAAAGGCAGCAUACCUAGGGCAAACGCUCACAAAAAAAUCGGUACGAAAAUGUCCGUUUUGACGAUCGAUAAAAGCGCAACGAAGACUAGCAACGCUCAAGAUGUGUCACCCGCAUUACUAGCGCAAGCGAACUGGACUUUUGUCGAGAAAUUGCUUAAGGACUGCAAGUCUAAAACGAAACGAAUGCUACUCGCGAAAUUGGGCGCCGAAGGUGUUACGCUUUCAAGCAACAAUGCGGUCGACAACUCAGGUGCUGUCGAGGAGAGCACUUUGGUCGCAUCACUUUGUGAUUUUCUGGAACGAGUUUGGUCUCACGGUCUGCAGCGGAAAAGAGGAAAGUCGGCGUUGUGGUCCUACUUGUUGGCCUAUCAGGAACAACACAAGCAUCCUGCGAAAAUUGAAAAUCAGUACUUGUCACCUGCUGAAAUGUCGAGACUCGCACUUCGUCUGGAAAAUUGGUCUAGUCCGAGUACGGAAAAUAAAAGUUUUAAUUCCGAAAUGCCUCCAUUUCCGGAGUCCCUACUGUUCGAUAUGGCUAAUGUACAAGCGAUGUCGGAUGUUAAAACAGGAGUUGGAAUGGCAAGAGCGUGGGUUCGUUUGGCGUUAGAGAAGAAGCAGCUUUCGAAACAUUUAAAUACAUUGUUGUCAGAUCAUAAUUUGUUACGUAGCAUGUAUAAGCGGUCCGCGUUUGCGCGGUGCGAGGAGGAAAGGGAACAAUUUUUAUUUCAUUUGCUCUCUUUAAAUGCGGUUGAUUACUUUUGUUUUACAAGUACCUAUCCUACUACUGUGAUAACCUACCGAGUGGUAAUAUUUCCAAGCCGCAAGGGAACCAUGACUUCUGCUAAUGUCUGGGUCGUUUUAUCAGGGACUUUAUCUGAAACACAACGCGUGCCUAUUCCAAAGUCAACGCUGAACUUUGAAUUUAGACAUCAAAAUCUGGGGGUCUUAACAACAUUAAGAAUCGGUCACGAUAAUACCGGCUUAUCCGCAAAAUGGCUAAUCGACUACAUUCUCGUUCGCAACGAAAUAACGGGCCAUACUUACAAAUUUCCGUGUGGUCGGUGGCUGGGUCGAGGAGUCGAUGACGGUUCGACAGAGAGACUAUUGGUCGGAAAUCUACUCAAGAAACAGAUUGAGGGAGAUGAAAUCUCAGGCAUAAAAACGGGCAGCAGCGUUCACACGUUACCAAGAUGUCGAUCGCCUGGUCCGCUCCGAUCUAUAGAGUUAAAACCCUCACAAAUUCAGCAUAUGCUAGGUGACUGUGUAAAUAGGAUCGUGAAGUGGCAUUACAGGCGAGGAUCAGAAAGGCACACGACACUUACAGCUUUGUUAUGUGGCGAAUCUGGAUUGGUGCAUUGUUUGGAGCUUGUGUUUCUAUUGGGGUUUAAGUCGGCUCGAUUGUUCGCCCGAAAUCACUAUUUGUGGGAUUAUUUUGUUCGUGUGAAAGAACAAUUUGAAGUUGAUUUACUAGAACAAGGAUCUGGUGGUCGCACUUCCAGUCUUGAACGUAAUCACCAAGAGACCGUCGCCGUUUGGAGGUGCUACUGUCAUUUAGUAGACGAAAUACAUGGUGCUAGUCAAGCUUUGGGAAAGGACGGGAAGUUUCAACUGUUUAUAUGUCUGAGUGUCAGGGAGCAUCUACUGCACAGGAUGCUGUUACCGAUGGCCGUAUGUAGGACUACUAUGGACAUGUACGAGGAAAAUUCCUUCUUGCGUAAUCGGGGUCUGUUGACUUUUUUGCGUCAAAUUUUAUUGCCGUUAGAUGAAUUAGAUGUCGUGUUGGAAAAUUCGGUCACGCACGGGAUAUCGUCUCCGUCGACGCACACAUAAAAAUUGUCUAGUCUAAAGUGAAAACUACCGUUAUCACUUACAAUAUUUACAGCGGGAUUAGGAGUGAUAUUUAGUUAUGUAAGUUAAUUUGCAAUAAUGUACAAAUUUCCAUGACAAUGGUCGCUAUAAUUUUGAUAAUGAAAUACUAUUUCUUUUAACUCUAUUUUGAGAAAUCAGAUUGUGAUGGUCAUUUCAAUCGUUUGUUAUUUUUGUAAUAGUUUUAAAAAUUGAAUAGUUAAACAUGUCUUCUGAUUGUAUUUAUUGUGCAUGUCAGAUUUAUUGUGAUAGAUUUAGAAAAGGUAGGUAGUAAUGAGUUCUUUAAACGAUCUUGCCAGUAAACUGAAUGUUAUUUAUUUAACCGGCCGUUAUAGGCCAACCCGGUGUGUUUUGUUAUUACCUCCUUAAUUUUGGGACAUUUCAAUAACUUGCCUUCAAUCCUCAGAGUCAUGUGAUCCUUAUUUUAUAUCUAAUAUAUUUCUAUUAACUUGUAAUGAAUUUGCCAAACCACUUUAAGGGGUUAGUCUUGUUGAUCUGAAAAUUUGAGUCUGAUAUUUAUUGAACUACUAAUUAUUACUAAACAUGUGUAAAAUUGAAACCUACUCUUACAAUAAAGUUUUAGUGUUUAUUAGUGCUGUGGGAAAAUAGUUGGCUCAGAUGAAGUAAAUAUAAAUAAUAAAAUAUUAAACGAUAUUACAAGCUAUUUGAUGGUAGGUCUGAUUGUGGUUGUAGCAUUUAGGGAAAGGUUUUAUUUUAUUAUAAAAUUAUAAACUAGUACAGCAUAAUAUUAAGAUUUGUACGUAUUAUGACAGUGCCAUAAUUUUAUUUUUAAUGUCUGAAUAAAUUAUCUUGUUUCCUA
Molecule: messenger RNA, 5234 nt
Organism: Photinus pyralis (common eastern firefly)
Lineage: Eukaryota; Metazoa; Arthropoda; Insecta; Coleoptera; Lampyridae
Gene: pns
Product: DENN domain-containing protein 5B
Exons: 19
Coding region: 584-4378 (1264 amino acids)
Molecular function (GO): small GTPase binding; guanyl-nucleotide exchange factor activity
Source: RefSeq, a predicted model, not a curated record